UCUGAAAAAUUAUUUAUUUCUGUUUGGUCAAGAUGGAGAAAUUCGCUAAAGAUGAAUUGGCACGUAUCAACUCGUUUCCCGAAAGACGUAACAAGUGGCCACUGCUGAUGCAGACACAGAUGACAACAGGCCCUGGCAGCAGCACACCUGGAUUUUUCCCCCAACCACGUGCUCGUGAUGAUUCUAAUAUUGAUGAUGUGCCCUUGAAAAGCACCUACGUGGCGAAAAUUCUUCAAGAUCGUCAAGAUGUAAAGACUGGUUAAUUGAUUAAAAUGAAUAUUUCUUACUUGU
Molecule: messenger RNA, 291 nt
Organism: Caenorhabditis elegans
Lineage: Eukaryota; Metazoa; Nematoda; Chromadorea; Rhabditida; Rhabditidae
Gene: T16G1.13
Exons: 2
Coding region: 33-263 (76 amino acids)
Source: RefSeq, marked reviewed